AUGGAAAAUUAAAUUUCCGACAGGCUAUUAUCAAUUUAACGCAAUUUGUUGGAAGAAACUUCCUUGCGCUUCAUGUAUUUUUGUGUUUUAGCUAAAGCUUACUCUAUAUUUGGAGUUGUGAGCCAUGGCAAUUGCAACCAUGACUACUCCUCUUCCUAUCUCCUUAUUCCCUUUUCUUCUUCUCAUUUCCGCUCUCUGUUUUUCCAUUUGUCAUGCCAAUUCCAACCUACUUUGCAUUCAAAGUGAGAGAGAAGCACUUUUGAAAUUCAAGAAUCAUCUUAUUGAUCCUUCAAACAGGUUAUCUUCAUGGGUUGAAGGAGGGGAUUGCUGUAAAUGGAUUGGUGUCAUCUGCCAUAACUCAACAGGCUACGUCAACCAACUGCAUUUGGCUGCUCCUCUUUCACAGCCUGAUUUUGACGCACCACUAGCUGAAUGGGAAGCUUACGUGCGGUCAAAACUACGAGGCAAAAUAAAUCCUUCACUGCUGGAGUUAAAGCAUCUCAGUUCCCUGGACUUGAGCAAUAACGAUUUUAGCAGCAUACAUAUCCCGAAAAUUUUCGGUUUGCUGGAGAGUUUAACAUAUCUUAACCUCUCUGAUGCACUAUUUCAGGGAGCAAUUCCUCAUAACCUUGGGAAUCUCUCAAAGUUGCAGUAUCUUGAUCUUGGAGGUAAUGAUCUCAAAUCAAAAAGUCUUCAAUGGGUUUCUGGACUUUCUUCCUUGCAGUACCUUGAUUUGAGCUAUGCGGAUCUUCAUAAAGCAACUGAUUGGGUAAAGGUAACAUUCAAACUUCCUUCUUUGUUAGAGUUGCACUUGUCAGAAUGUGGUUUAGACAAUGAUCCAUCUCCGACCAGUCUUAGUUCUACAAAAUCACUGGUUGUUCUUGAUCUUUCUUGGAACCGCUUUUCUUCAGUACCUAAGUGGAUAUUUAGUCUUCAUGGUCUUGUGUCCAUUGAUCUUAGUCACAAUUCUUUGGAAGGCUCAAUUCCAGAUUACUUUGGGAACAUCUCGUUUCUUGAAGUUCUUGAUCUUAGUGGGAAUCAUCUCAAUUCAUCCAUACCCAAUUCCUUGUAUAGUUUAAACCGUCUUCAGUUCCUUUGUCUUAAUGAUACCCAGUUACAAGGAACAAUCUCGAGUGCCAUUGGAAACUUGAGCUCUGUUACUCACCUUUAUCUUUCAGAAAAUCAAUUAACUGGUCAGAUUCCAUUGUCUAUAGGGGAGUUAUCAUCUCUGAAGUUGUUUGAUGUUUCAAAAAAUCAGUUAAACGGCCAAAUUCCCUUGUCUAUAGGGCAGUUAUCAUCUUUGGAGUUUUUUGAUGUUUCAGAAAAUCAAUUAAAUGGUCAAAUUCCGUUGUCUAUAGGGGAGUUAUCAUCUUUGAAGUUGUUUGAUGUUUCAGAAAAUCAAUUAAAUGGUACUUUUCCUCUAUCUUUUGGACGACUAGAAAGUUUGGAAACUUUGGAUUGUGGGUAUAAUCUAUUACAAGGAGUUGUAUCAGAAACCCAUUUUUCUGAUCUCACGAGAUUGACAACUCUAGCAGCAUCACACAAUCGGCUUAGAUUUGAACCAAACUCAAGCUGGAUUCCCCCAUUUCAAUGUGAAAGGAUCGAAUUGGGUCACUGGCAUCUUGGCCCAAAGUUUCCCCAGUGGCUAAAAUUCCAAAAGAAAUUGUCUUAUUUGGAUAUCUCCUAUGCAGGAAUUUCAGAUGUCAUGCCCACUUGGUUUUUGAACCUUCCCACUCAAUUUGAAUAUUUAAAUCUUUCCUCUAAUCAACUUACAGGAGAGAUUUCAUAUUUGAAUGUGACAGACAUUGUUGACGUGAGAUCAAACCGAUUCAUAGGUCCAUUGCCAAGAGUAUUCUCAACUGUAACAAUUUUAUAUAUGUCAAAUAAUUCAUUUUCAGGAUCUCUUUCUCAAUUAAUUUGUGAUCCAUCAAGUGGGAAACUUAUGGGAGUUCUUUACAUUGAUAAAAAUCUUAUCUCAGGAGAUAUUCCAGAUUGUUGGAAUCAUUGGCAGCGUUUGGACAUUCUAAAUUUGGGAAGCAACAAUUUGACCGGAAAAAUCCCACCUUCUUUAGGGCAUAUAAAUCUUUCAAUGCUAAUCCUUCGAAACAAUACAAUGUUUGGAGAAUUGCCAUCCACAUUGCAAAAUUCUACAAAUUUGAUUAUGUUUGAUCUUAGUGAAAAUCAUUUCAGUGGAAGUGUACCAGUAUGGAUUGGUGAUAAGCUCUCAAACCUUGUGAUUCUAAGCCUUCGAUCAAAUAACUUUGAUGGUCAUAUUCCUCAUAAAAUUUGUGAUCUUCAAUCUCUUCAAAACUUGGACCUUGCCUACAACAACAUUUCUGGAGUUAUUCCAAAAUGUUUUAAUAAUUUAAGUGCAAUGGCCACAACAAACAAAAUCUUUAAUUCUGUUUUUUCGAAGUAUGCAGUUGAUGACUCUUUUUUUUUUAAAGCAUUAUUGGUGUUGAAAGGACGAGAGGAUGAAUAUGGUAGCACACUAGGACUUGUUACCAGCAUGGACCUUUCAGCAAACAGUCUCACAGGAGAGAUCCCCAAAGAAAUUGGUAGUCUCGUUGGACUAUUGUCUUUAAAUUUUUCAGGGAAUCUCCUAAUAGGAAAUAUACCAGAAAGCAUUGGCAACAUGGAGUUAAUGGAAUCUCUUGAUUUGUCCAUGAAUCGACUAAAUGGACAAAUCCCAACAAGCACUCAGCUUCAAAGCUUUGACAACUUGUCUUACGUGGGCAAUCAUCUUUGCGGACCUCCUCUCACAAAGAACUGCACCUCAAAAGGUAUUCCAACUGACAUUGCAAACAAUGGAAGUAGCAGUGAAGGAAGUAAGGUGAAUUCGCUUUAUGUCAGCAUAGCUCUUGGCUUUGUAAUGGGUUUUUGGGGUUUAGUGGCUCCCUUAUUUUUCAUCAAGUCUUGGAGGAUUGCAUAUUAUCGAAAGCUGGACCAUAUCUGUAGUAAAAUGUAUGUGUUUUGGGCUACUAUGGGUAUGUAGUUUGAUAGGAAAAAAGCAUAUAUAAUUGAUGCAUCUGAUCUAGGUGUGCUGCUACAUGAUUGUUUGAUGCUAAAAGAUUAGUUUUUGUGUCUUUCCACUCGCUUGGUGUGCUAAUAAGGUGGCCCACUCGUUGGCAUGAAGGCUCUGUUAUAUGCAAACCACGUGGAAUGGGAUUUUUUUUUCCCUUGCAUCUUUUUUGAAGAA
Messenger RNA from Gossypium arboreum, 3199 nucleotides. RefSeq names its product receptor-like protein EIX2. NCBI's taxonomy places the organism in Eukaryota, Viridiplantae, Streptophyta, Magnoliopsida, Malvales, Malvaceae. Gene Ontology annotation, molecular function: protein binding. Bases 125 to 2995 code for a protein of 956 amino acids. The transcript has 2 exons. The record is from RefSeq and is a predicted model, not a curated record.